GUCAUAUAUUUAUAUAUAAGACAUAUUAUCGCCUUUCUUUUACCCGGGAAUAUGAAAACUAUAUUUGAUGAAAUGGCCUUCAGCAGGAAAAAAAUACGAAAGUCUUACCCUAGUAUUGGACCGUGUUUUGACUCCGCCACUCCACUUUGCCACAAAUGCCUGAAACACGCGUAUGCUACUACAUACUUUUGUAUAGCAAGCGGUUUUGACGAUUGUUUCGCGUUGAGUUUGUGUUUCGCGUUGAAUUUGUCUAGAAAAGGAGACAGUAUGGCCGUGAGAUUUGUCAAAGAAGUAUUAUCGAAGCUGUGCGACGCUUGUGAUAAUAAAUGUAAUAAAGUGGUGUUGCUAUUGGGUUACCAGGACGAAGUGAAUACCGUGUUUACCGAAUGCGUCAACGCAGAUAUUGGAGAAGAUUUUGACACCUUUGAAGCAGUUGAAUCGUUUUUUCCAUUCGGGAUUAGCGUAAAGGGGAUAUUCACUGGCGGAAAUAAUGAUUGUGCGCUUGAGAAGAAGCUAAAAAGUCGAGAAAAGGGGUAUUUUAAAGCAGAACAAUGUUCGCAUGAGCAUUUUGGGUUGAAAUUCACAAAAAUUGAUCUUGAUGGGGUGGAAAAAAUUUGCAAAAUAGAGGAAUUGUCAAAAAUUGAGGCAAUAAAGUUUCUGGCAGACAACACAAUUGUUUUCCAUAUUGAGGAAAUUACUGCACUCUUUGUUGAAAGUUCAGAUGCGAAAUUACUGAAAAAUAAAAUUCUACAACAAUUAGCCAAUUUGGAAAAGAAGCUUUUAUCUGAUAAAAUUGGAUUUUAUUUUAAAAGCCAGAAAAAACUACUUUUUGCAGAUGAGAAUUCCAGUUUCAGCAAUUAUUUGGGUGUAAAUGAUAAAGAAAGGAUAAAAAACAAUCAAGCCACUCAUUUUUAUUCUUCUCGACAAUUUUUUGAUGACGAUUUCCAUCACAAAGUUGCAAUGUUCGAGAAUGUUACGAAUGAUAGUGAGGAAUGCUUCGUGCCUACUUUAUUAAUUUCUAAAGAUUUGUUUUCAAGAGUGCAAAUUUCUUUAUCUGCUUUUAGUUUUAUUGAUAAAACUUCGACUUUAAUUGAAUUAAAAAAUUCUCUAACAUCUGCUUUAUGUCGACAAAUUUCAAAUAUCAAAUUUUGUGUUCGUUUAUGUGGAUCAGUCAACCAACUUACAGGAUUUAGUAUAAACCAUAUUUGUCUUCCUAAUUCAACUCACCAAAUAAAUUUUUGUAGAGCUGUAUAUGAAGACUUUGAGAUGAAGUUUUUACAUAAGCUUUUUAUGGAACCGUGUGAUAGACCGUUAUUCACAACUCAAAAUACUGUUAUAAUUGAUGCUCAAAGAUCUGAAGUUCUUUUGAAUACACAUGAAGGAUUAAAAUCUCCUAAUGUACAGGAUGGAAAAAUUUUUGCAGUUUCGGGACUUUAUGGAUAUCACCAUUACAUGCAAGAUCGAAUCGAUGACAAUGGUUGGGGUUGUGCAUAUCGUUCAUGUCAAACUAUUGUGUCAUGGUUUCGUUACCAAGGUUACACUCUUUCUCCUGUUCCAUCACAUAAAGAAAUCCAACAAGCGCUGGUAGACGUAGGUGACAAACCGAAAAAAUUUGUUGGUUCUAGAUUAUGGAUCGGUUCGAUUGAAAUUAAUAACGUUUUAAAUCAUUUACUCGACGUAACGUCGAAAAUUAUGUUUGUGAGUCGCGGUUCUGAAUUGGCAAUGAAAGGUCGCGAACUUGCCAAUCAUUUUGAAGAUCAAGGUACCCCAGUGAUGAUUGGUGGAGGCGUACUAGCGCACACAAUUUUAGGAGUGUGUUUUUCUGAAAUUACUGGGGAAACAAAGUUUCUAAUUCUUGAUCCUCAUUAUACUGGAUCCGAAGAUAUUAAAACGAUCCAAUCGAAAGGUUGGUGUGGAUGGAAAGGGCCAGAUUUUUGGGAUCAAACUGCUUAUUAUAAUCUAUGUUUGCCUCAACGACCAACUGUAACUGAUGGUUCUUUUCGAGUUUAUUAACUCUGUAGGGAUGGGUUCAGUGGUGGUCGGAUUUGGCGAAUCCGACUAAGAGGUCGUUUAAAAUAAACUUUAAAAAAUGACACUGAGUCAACAUCAAAUCAUAGUCUUGAAAAUGUGACGGAGUCGAUAUCAAAUCUCGGCCUAAAAAUUUGUUUCUUCAGUAAGAGAAGAUUUGGAUGUACAAUAAUAAGUGCCUGGCUGCAACACUUCUCAUUUAAUAGGAGUUUUAUAUAUAUCCCAGGAAGAGGAAAGGUGAUAAGACAACUUAUUAAUAUGGCGAACCAUGGAAUCUGUUUAAAAUCCAUGUAAAAGGUAUAAUCAACGUCACCAAAGCGUAAAUAUUGACUUGUUGUAUACAAGAAUCCUCUUUGUGAAUGCUUCGAACAAUUCUCAGCCGAGAUAGUGUUGACUUUAACAUUUUAAGAAGAAUUAAAAAGGGAGACUGGGUGUGAAUACCCAACUAUGGAAAAAAAAUUUCCUCAUUUUAUUUAUUCAUUUUUUUUGGUGGUGUGCAAUUUGAAGAUAUUAAUCAUACAGUGUCUUUAAUAAUCUGGUGUUGUAAUUUUUUA
Molecule: messenger RNA, 2582 nt
Organism: Styela clava
Lineage: Eukaryota; Metazoa; Chordata; Ascidiacea; Stolidobranchia; Styelidae
Product: ufm1-specific protease 2-like
Biological process (GO): proteolysis
Cellular component (GO): nucleus; endoplasmic reticulum
Molecular function (GO): deUFMylase activity
Source: RefSeq, a predicted model, not a curated record